GUCCAGAUAAGCCUGGUGGUGUAUCGCGUCAGGUGAAAAAUCGCAGUGUGUUGUCAGACGUUAAAAGUAGUUUUUUGCGUAAUCAAACUAAACCGUAAAACGUAACUGUUGUUUUAUUUUAUUCAAAUACUAAUAUACGUGCUACUUUUUAUUUAUUCAAACAAGGAGAAAACAUGAAGAGUUUGAAGUAUCGACUGAAAAAGCAUGAAGUUACCAUCACAAACACCGACUGGAAUAAGUAUGAUGACAGGCUGAUGAAGGCAGUGGAGAGGAGAGAGGUGGACAAGGUUGCAGGAGUGCUUGGCAAGAAGGGCAUCAUCCCUACCAAACUCGAUGUAGAGGGCCGCUCUGCGUUCCAUCUUGCUGCCUCCAGAGGACAUCUCGACUGCCUGAAUCUCAUUCUCAAUCAUGGUGUGGAUGUCACAGCCACGGAUGCCACAGGAAAAAAUGCCUUACACCUGGCCGCCAGAAAUGCCCAGUCAUUGUGCGUGCAGAAACUACUCCAGCAUAAUUGCCCUGUGGGAAAUGUGGACCUGCAGGGAAGGACAGCCUUGCAUGAUGCUGUUAUGGCCGGCUGCUCCUCCAGUGUGAAGCUGCUCUGUGACAGCGGGGCAUCAGUUAAUGCCACCGACUUUGAUGGUCAUACCCCAUUAGUGCUUGCCACUCAAAUGUGUCAUCCACACAUCUGUCAGCUCCUGUUAGAACGAGGAAGUGACAUCACGGUCAGAGACAAACAGAAUAAAACAGCGUUAAUUCUGGGCUGUGAAUAUGCAUGUAAGGAUGCUGUGGACGUUUUGUUGAAACAUGGAGCUGAUGUCACUGCUGUGGAUGGAUUCGGCCAUGACAGUUAUCACUAUUCUAGACUCAGCAAAAACCAGGAGCUUGUCUCUCUUGUCAAGAGUUACCUGGACAGUGCCACAAAAGCAAAAGAAGCUGCCAAGAUGGAACAGAAAAAGAGACAGUUGCAGUCUGUGGAGAUGGUCUCUGAAACCUCUAACCAUGAGAAGAUCAUACAGGACCUGGAGAAAAAGAAUGAGAGCCAACAGGAAUCUCUAAAGAAGUUCCACCAGGAACAGAGGACGCUGCUUGACAAGGUCAACAUGCUUCAGCAACAACUCAGCCAGGAAAAGUCAACAGUGGAGGACAUUCACAAGGAGAGAGAGCAGCUGAAGCUUUUACUUUCUGCCAAAGAGAAGGAAGAAGGAGCCCGGGCCAUAGAGACUGUGAGAGUCCAGCAGCGGAGCCAUUUGGGUGAUUACCCUGGCCAGUCCGUGAUCAAAGGAAAAGACAAUGUACUAGUUCGACAGUCACACAGCUUGGACUCUGCUCAGAUCUUGCCGUCUAUAGGACCAUCUCAAUCUCUGGCUCGACCCCUGGAGCUGUCUCGGCCGAUGCCUGGUGAUCCUGAGUCACUUCGACAAGAGCUUGAAUGUGUCCGCCGACAGCAAGAGGCUGCACAAGAGGAGGUUUGCCGCCUCCAAAAAGCUCUAGCGUGCAGGUCCCAGGAAUGCGAGGAGCUGACCAGGAAGUGCGAGGCCAUCAAGCGUGAGUCGGACCAGCAGGUACGUGAGCUUGAGGAAGCCAUGGGAGAUGUGCAGAAGCGAAUGAUAGACUCUGAGACAAAGGUAAAACAGCUUCAGGCUCAUGUGGUGGCAGUAAAGGAUCAUCUCAAUAACCAAGUUGUUGAUGACCUCAAAGCACAGCUGAAUGACAUGAAGGCAAAAUACGAGGGAGCUUCUACCGAGGUUGGACGUGUCAGGAACCAUUUGAAGCAGAGUGAGAAAGCAUUGGAGGAGUAUAAAAAAAGUGAAGGACUUCUGGCUGUGGAGGUUGAGAGGCUCACUGCAGAGCUGAGCGCAAUGCAAGAGGACCAUAAAGUCAUGGAGGAGACGCUCUUGAACAUGGAGGGUCAAGUGAAGACUACAGAGGUCAAGUUGACGUCAAUGGUUCCCGGAGAGAAGUUUGACAACAUGAAGAAUCUCUUCACCAAUGCUGUGGAUGAGAAGGAGCUCCAGUUGGCUGAGUUAAGGGAAGAUUAUGACCGUGUGCUGGAGGAAGUGGCAGAGCUCCACCGUGUGAUGGACGACCGACAAACUGUCUCCUUGCAAGAGCAUGAGCGAGUCCGGGCUACUUUUGAGGAACAAAGCUCAACCCUGAAGAAGAAACUUGCUGAUGUCACUGUAAAGUGUCAGUCAUUAAUAUGUGAAGUGGAGGAGGGUGAAGAUGAGAGAGAACUGCUCAGAGAGGAGCUGCAGGAACUCAGCAACAAUCUGAAGACCAAGUUUGUGACCUUAGAAAACCAUGAGGAGGUGAAGAGGUCUAUGGGACUCGCUGUGGAGGAGUUAAGAAUUAGGUUAACAGAGGAGACGGAGGGGAGAAAGCACGCUGAGGAGAAGCUACAGAGGCUGCAGGAGGAGAAGGCCUCUCUAUGUGAGAACAUUACCAACCUGAAGAGCACGUACAUCCCCUGUGAACGUUAUGAGAGUGAGAUAGCUGCACUCACAGAACGCAACACCGAUCUGGAAGGAGAUCUUAAUAGCCUUCAAGAUCAGUACCAGGAGAAAGUCAAUGAAAUUGAGAUUUUGGCAGCUGAAAAAGCAACAAUGAAGCAGAACUUUGACAUUGAGUUUGUCACAAAGAAGGAGUAUGAGAGUGUGCAGAUGGUAUUAGAUGAGGCUUUGGAGAAAGCUAAGAUUGAAAUCGCAAAGUUGGAGGGUUAUUGUAGACUUCGGGAUGAGGAGUUACAGAAGGCGAAAGAAGGAAAUGCUAAGUUGAAAGAAGAGUUUGAGAAUGUGCAGGCCAAGAUAGCAAAAGACUAUAUCAGCCUUGUGGAACAUGAGAUAUUCAAAAGCACAAUGAGCAAAGCGUUAUCGGAAGCAGAGGGACGAGGUAGAGAUGCCUACUCAAAGUACCAGUGUGCCCAAGAGAGCGCAUCAAAACUACACGAGGAAAUCGAAGCACAGAAGAAAGAGUUGGAUACUAUUCAAGAGGCAUUGCAGUUGAAGUUUGUGCCAUUGACUGCUAUGGAGGAAAAAGAGAUGCAUUUCAACACCACUUUGAAGGACUUAGCAGAUAAACUUGCUGAAAUGCAGGGGAUGUACAAUGACGAAAAGACCAAAGGGGAAAGCCAAAGGGUAGAGAAUGAAAAAUUGAAAGAAGAGAUGGCGGCUCUGCAGCAAAAACUUCAGAUGGGGCUUGUGUCCCGUGAGAAGUACAAAGAAGUGGAGGACCGCUGCAAGAGCCAGGGGGAGGAGCUGAGUCUAAAGUUGGUGGAGCUGGAGCAGCAAUAUAAAGAGGUUACGAUCCAGAGAGCUGAACUAGAGGAGCAAAACGCCUUGUGCAACUCUGAGAUCCAGAGUCUCCUGAAGAAACUGAACAGUGAGUAUAUCCAUCUGGAUCAGUUUGAGGCCAUGCAGAGGUCUCUGAGUGGGAGCCUGCAGGAGGCGCAAAAGGAGUGCAAGUGCUUACAGGAAGCUCAGAAACUGGAAGUCCAGCGUGUUCAUGAACUAGAGAAACAACUCCAGAGUCAGAGCUGUGAGGAGAUCCAGUACAGCCAGGUUAAAGAGGCUCUUGAGCGUGAGGUCAACGAGCUUCGCUUGGCACUGCAGGACGAGGAAGAAACCAGCGCGCAGAGGGCUGAAGAUGUUGCCACUCUUCAGACUGAGCUCCUCAGAGCCACACACACUCUCGAUGACCUCCGCAGCUAUGAAGAACAGGUGACCGAGCUCAGAGCUGAAAAGCAAAAGCUUGAGGAGAAAGUGUGUGAACUUGGCCACCGGCUGUCAGGACUGGAUGAGCAAUAUGAGGAUCUGUACAGGGAAACAACCCAGGCCAGGGAGUGUGAAAAGAGGGCGAGAGCUGAAACCGAGGCCCUGCAGAUAAAAAGUGCCUCCAUUGAGAAGGAGAUCAGAGAUCUGAAAGAGAGAUAUGAGGAAUCGCUCCGCACCAUUGGAGAACUACAGAAGAGGAUUCAAGCGUCCUCAGAGCAGACUGAGCUUAAAGACAAAAGGAUCACAGAACUGUUGGCAGAUGUUGAAAGGCUGAAACAGGCUCUGAAUGGCUUAUCCCAGCUGGCUUAUGCUGGCAACACUCCCAAUAAGAGACAGACUCAACACAUUGACACACUCCAAGCCCAGGUCAAGAGCCUCCAGCAGCAGCUGGCUGACGCUGAGAGGCAACAUAGAGAAGUUGUUUCAAUUUAUCGAACUCAUCUUCUCAGUGCAGCACAGGGUCACAUGGAUGAAGAUGUUCAAGCUGCCUUACUGCAGAUCAUUCGAAUGAGACAAGGUUUUGUGUGUUGAGGUCAACACACCGAGACCACACUGACUCCAAUUCAUCAUUCACACAGUAACCUCCCAUUCAGCUCAGUGCAGUUGUAUACUGCUCUGAAGCACUUUACCCAGAAAGUCAAGUUUUGUAAUGUUUGAUAUGUUUUGAUUAGGUUCAGUUUUGUACGUUCUAACUGUAUGAAAUAUAGUAUCUGUAAUAUGGAUUUGCCUAGUGACAGUACUAUAUAUAGCACUAGGGAUAGCUAAACUCAUCAAAAAAAAAAAAACUCAUAAAUCAUAAACAUGAGAGGCAAUGGAUAAUUAUUUAAUCAUAAUUAAGCAUAUUGACUUAUCUAUGUAUGUUAUUGCUACAUGCUAUAGAGUCAAUGAGAAGUACAGGAUGUUGUGAAGAUGUAAACUGCACACUCAGUGAUUGAGUCUCAUGUACCUCCUUAUUUCAUGUUGAAAUAACCUAACUACAGUUUAAAGAAGAACAUUCCCUCCCUCCGUGCUUUUAGCCUCGGUCUAAGCUACGUGUGGUGCAUUAAUAAGGGACGCAGCCCUUUAGAGAGAUUUUAACAUGCUGUUUCAGACCAGCAUUACCGUGUCCUCUGCAAUGGUUAUAGUAAUGAUCUGGUUUGGGGAAAUAGAUCUUUCAACUCUAGGGAAAUUAGCUUUAAGGCUUUAGUGGAGUGGUGGGCACAGAGGCACUUCCUGGGCCGUCUGUGUUUUAUGAAAUGCCAAUGGCAUAUUGGUUUAAUAUCCUGCACAGUAAUAAUAUAAAUAUUUUAUCACAUGUAAGCUUAUGCUCAUACGGUGUACAGUAACAGUAGAGUACCACCACACUAAAAAUCAUUGGUACACUUGUUUGGAGGGUCCCAAAAUUGUUAUAGUAGAAUAUCAUGAAAGAUCCGAGCACAUUGCUGCUUCAUCUUACACGUAUCUUUUGCAGUUUUAACCGGGCGUAUGUCCAUACACUGGAUCAUAUGUUUCAAAUGCGUGAUGUAUUUGAGUCAGUGAGUGUCUAUUGGAGUAGUUCUUUAAUAAGGUGUUUAUGUAAAAUUGCUUGAUAACAGCAGACCACAUCUCAUGGAUGAUCCAAUGAGCAAAGAAUUUAACACUGAGGACUUUCAUAACCCUGUAUCCUUCAUGUUCCUGUAUCCUGGCUGAUAUCGCCAUCUAGUGGUGUGACUUGGCUGGCCAAGUUUGAUGUGUGCUUUUGUGUAGGAGAAUGUGAUGCAUUUAGGAAUUCUCCCUUUUGAUGCUUUCCAAAUCUGAUAUAUCCCCUUUUACAUAGCUUUGUACUACUUUUGGUUAAUGAACACCAUGUUUGUGGUAACUAUUACAGAAUUCAGCAGGACUGGAAUGGAAAGGCACAAUAAUCUGCUCAGGUUUCAGAACGUGACUGUCGACUUGCUUUAUAUUCUGAGGAUUUUUUUUUCUUCUUCUAAACUGUCAUUUUUAAGUCAAAUUAUCCUUUGAGUUUCCAAUCAGAUAUUCUAAAAUUAAUUACAGUUCCCAAUCAUGGCUUUUCAGUAUUCAUUUGAUUUAUUUUCAAAACACCACUGUAGUGCCGUUUGGUUUGAUUGGAAUUAACUGAUGUUAAUUAACUGAUGAACUGUUGGUUCUCUUUGUCGGGAAUGACUAAUUGUAAUGGUUUCAUUAUUUAUUAGUAAUACAUUCUAACUGCUCUUUUGGUUCUCAGUUAGUCUGUGCAUUUCCUUCAUGGAUAUUUUUUUUUUUUUUUUUUUUUUUUUGCUGAAUUUUGAGUCUAACAUCAAUAAAAGUGCCUCUUUUAGACUAAA
Molecule: messenger RNA, 6073 nt
Organism: Pimephales promelas (fathead minnow)
Lineage: Eukaryota; Metazoa; Chordata; Actinopteri; Cypriniformes; Leuciscidae
Gene: uacab
Product: uveal autoantigen with coiled-coil domains and ankyrin repeats b
Molecular function (GO): actin binding
Source: RefSeq, a predicted model, not a curated record